AUGUUAUCCAUAUCAUCCCGCUCCGGGUCAAAGAUCGUUAAGUCUAAGUUCACUCCAGAAGAAGAUCAGAAGCUCUUCAGCCUUGUUAAUGGAUUACAAGAGAUUGACUGGAACGCGAUCGCAAAACAAUUCACACAUAGAAAUUCUCGUCAAUGCCGUGAGAGAUGGCAGAACUAUCUCAAUCCAAACCUUACAAAGGACAAUUGGACUGAGGAAGACGACCGUCUUUUGCUUGAACGUUAUAAGGAAAUGGGUCCUCACUUGAAUGCCAUUGGAAGAACGCUCGGUAACCGCUCCGGAAAUUCUGUCCGUAAUCGGUACCUUGUUCUUAUGAGAUUCCAGCAAAAGCACCCAGAGUCUUCUCUGUUUAAGUCUCCAUCAUCUCCAGUCGAGAUGCCAACUAUUGAACCAGAAGAGGUUCAGAUGAAUUUAUCUGAGCCAGCUCCAAAGAAAGAUGCGGAAGUUAGUUUGAUUGAUAAGAUUUUUAAUCAAAACGUUAUUGAAGGACUCUUCUCAACAGAUGAGUUCGAUUUCUUAGAAUCUAUGUUCAUGUAA
Trichomonas vaginalis G3 is the source of this 555-nucleotide messenger RNA. RefSeq names its product RNA polymerase II transcription regulator recruiting protein. The record is from RefSeq and is a predicted model, not a curated record. The coding region runs from base 1 to 555 and encodes 184 amino acids. Lineage: Eukaryota; Parabasalia; Trichomonadida; Trichomonadidae. Gene Ontology annotation, molecular function: RNA polymerase II cis-regulatory region sequence-specific DNA binding; DNA-binding transcription factor activity, RNA polymerase II-specific. Gene Ontology annotation, biological process: regulation of DNA-templated transcription. Gene Ontology annotation, cellular component: nucleus. The transcript has a single exon.